Messenger RNA from Brachypodium distachyon (stiff brome), 1290 nucleotides. Its product is annotated as cinnamoyl-CoA reductase 1. The transcript has 6 exons. Gene Ontology annotation, molecular function: oxidoreductase activity, acting on the CH-OH group of donors, NAD or NADP as acceptor. The coding region runs from base 156 to 1127 and encodes 323 amino acids. NCBI's taxonomy places the organism in Eukaryota, Viridiplantae, Streptophyta, Magnoliopsida, Poales, Poaceae. The record is from RefSeq and is a predicted model, not a curated record.
UAGCUGUCACAAAAAAAGACGCUCGCAACCAAAGACGACCGCUCUGGUCUCUGGAUAGUUUACAUCUUCCACCUCCGCGCAGCGUCUCGAGACGCGGAACAGCAACCAAACUCCGAGCAGCAGAGGAGCGGCCAGCGGGGAGGAGAAGAGCAAGCAUGGAGGCGGCGGCGGCGGCGAGGAAGAGCGUGUGCGUGACCGGCGCAGGAGGCUUCAUCGCCUCCUGGCUCGUCAAGCUCCUCCUCUCCAGGGGCCACCACGCUGUCCGCGGCACCGUCCGCGAUCCUGGUGAUGGUAAGAACGCUCAUCUCAAGGUGCUAGAAGGUGCCGAGGAAAGGUUGCAGCUGGUCAAGGCUGACCUGUUGGACUACGACAGUGUAGCGUCGGCAGUCGCUGGCUGUGAGGGUGUCUUCCAUGUUGCUAGUCCCGUCCCUUCCAGCCGAUCAAACAACCCUGAGGCAGAGGUCAUAGCUCCUGCUGUAACAGGUACACUGAAUGUGUUGAAGGCUUGCUAUGAGGCAAAAGUUAAGCGAGUUGUCAUGGUCUCUUCAGUUGCUGCUGUUGCCGUUAAUCCUAACUGGCCUAAGGGUAAAGCCUUUGAUGAAGAGAGCUGGUCAGACGAGGACCUCUGCAGAAAGAAUGCGGAUUGGUAUUUCCUUUCGAAAACGCUGGCAGAGCGUGAGGCUUUUGCUUAUGCAGCAAAAACUGGGCUGGACAUUGUUACUAUCUGCCCAUCAUUGGUAAUUGGACCUUUGAUGCAGUCUACAGUAAAUUCGAGCAGCAAAAUCCUCCUUAAUUAUUUCAAAGGAGAACAUGAGACUGUAGAAAAUAAACUCAGGAAUAUAGUGGAUGUUCGUGAUGUUGCCAAUGCUCUUCUUUUCACAUAUGAAAAUACUGAGGCAUCUGGACGGUACAUCUGCAGUUCAUCUCCUAUUAAAGUCUCUGAUAUGAUAAACAUACUCAAGACCUUAUAUCCAACUUACACUUAUCCCAAAAACUUUGCGGAAGUGGAAGAAAAUACUGUUUUUAGUUCGGAGAAACUUCAGAAGCUAGGGUGGACCUUCAGGCCUGUAGAGGAAACCCUCCGGGACAGCGUCGAAUCCUACAAAGCAUCUGGCAUCCUGAACUGAGUAUCUAACGGGACAAGUUUCGCCAUUGAUAUUUGCAAACUCUAAAAUUCGUGUAAAGAGUGAAUCAAAAUAAGUUGGUGGCACAAUUAUCAAGGGAAAUCAUGUUACCAUAAAAAAACAAAUAAAUUUUAUGCAAGCUUUCCUUUUUGGAGGUCUUUACUCA